Messenger RNA from Liolophura sinensis, 2589 nucleotides. Its product is annotated as heat shock protein 83-like. The transcript is spliced from 8 exons. Gene Ontology annotation, biological process: protein folding. The coding region runs from base 129 to 2300 and encodes 723 amino acids. NCBI's taxonomy places the organism in Eukaryota, Metazoa, Mollusca, Polyplacophora, Chitonida, Chitonidae. Gene Ontology annotation, molecular function: ATP hydrolysis activity; ATP binding; ATP-dependent protein folding chaperone. The record is from RefSeq and is a predicted model, not a curated record.
UGAUCAAUCAUUUCGACAAACACGUGCGUUAGUCAAGUCGCUGCAGGAACAAGCGAUCGCACCUACCUUCAACAGGAGCAGUGGAGUUCUAGUCGAUUCUUCUGAUAUUCUCAUAGUUAAUCAUCACGAUGCCUGAAAUCGAGAGCCAGCAAAUUGAGGAAGGGGAGGCUGAAACCUUCGCCUUCCAGGCCGAAAUUGCUCAGUUGAUGAGCUUAAUCAUCAACACCUUCUAUUCCAACAAAGAAAUCUUCCUCAGAGAACUUAUCUCAAACUCCUCGGAUGCUUUGGAUAAAAUUCGAUACGAGAGUUUGACAGACCCGUCUAAGUUGGACAGCGGGAAAGACCUAUACAUACAGAUCAUCCCUAACAAAGAGCAGAACACCCUGACCAUAGUGGACACAGGCGUGGGCAUGACAAAGGCAGACCUGGUCAACAACUUAGGUACCAUUGCCAAGUCCGGAACCAAGGCAUUUAUGGAGGCCCUGCAAGCCGGUGCCGAUAUCUCUAUGAUUGGACAGUUUGGUGUGGGGUUCUACUCGGCUUACUUGGUAGCAGAUAAAGUUACAGUUAUGUCCAAACACAACGAUGAUGAGGCAUACAUAUGGGAGUCUUCUGCCGGUGGGUCGUUCACCAUUCGGCCAUUGACAGGGGAACAGCUGAGCAGAGGAACUCGGAUAACCCUGCACAUGAAGGAAGAUCAAGCAGAGUACUUGGAGGAGAAACGCCUGAAAGAAGUGGUGAAGAAACACAGCCAGUUUAUUGGGUACCCUAUCAGCCUUCUGGUACAGAAGCAAAGAGAUAAGGAAGUGUCUGAUGAUGAGGAGGAAGAGGAGAAAAAAGAGGAAGACAAAGACGAAGAGAAGGAUAAGCCUAAAGUGGAAGACCUUGAUGAAGAUGAGGAGGACGAUUCCAAGAAAGACAAGAAAAAGAAAACCAUCAAAGAGAACUACACAGAGUUUGAAGAGCUGAACAAAACCAAGCCUCUGUGGACACGUAACCCAGACGACAUCACGCAGGAGGAGUAUGGAGAGUUCUACAAAUCUUUGACCAAUGACUGGGAGGACCAUUUAGCUGUUAAGCACUUCUCAGUAGAAGGCCAGCUAGAGUUUCGAGCUUUGCUGUUUGUUCCAAAGAGAGCACCCUUCGACCUGUUUGAGAACCGCAAGAAGAGGAACAACAUCAAGCUGUAUGUGAGGCGAGUGUUUAUUAUGGACAAUUGUGAGGAUUUGAUCCCCGAGUAUUUAAAUUUCAUCCGUGGUGUGGUGGACUCUGAGGAUUUACCACUCAACAUCUCCCGAGAAAUGCUACAACAGAGCAAGAUUUUGAAAGUCAUCCGGAAAAAUCUGGUGAAGAAAUGUAUGGAAUUGUUUGACGACAUAGCUGAGGACAAAGACAACUACAAGAAAUUCUACGAGCAGUUCGGCAAAAAUUUGAAGCUUGGGAUGCAUGAAGACACAACAAACAGAAAGAAACUGUCGGACUUCUUGCGGUACCACACGUCAACCAGUGGAGACGAGAUGUCCUCCCUCAAGGAAUAUGUUUCUCGAAUGAAGGAAAACCAGAAAGACAUCUAUUACAUCACAGGAGAAAGUCGUGAAGCUGUCCAGAACUCCGCAUUUGUGGAACGUGUGAAGAAGCGAGGGUUCGAGGUUCUCUAUAUGGUGGACCCUAUUGACGAGUACGCAGUUCAGCAGCUUAAAGAGUACGAUGGAAAGACGCUAGUCUGUGUGACCAAGGAGGGGCUUCAGUUGCCAGAGGAUGAGGAAGAAAAGAAAAAGUUUGAGGAAGCAAAAGCUGAGCUGGAGGGGCUGUGCAAAGUCAUGAAAGAAAUCCUGGAUAAAAAGGUGGAAAAGGUGGUAGUAUCCAACCGCUUGGUGUCCUCUCCCUGUUGUAUUGUAACCAGUCAAUAUGGUUGGUCAGCUAACAUGGAGCGCAUCAUGAAGGCCCAGGCCCUCAGAGACACUAGCACCAUGGGGUACAUGGCCGCCAAGAAACACCUCGAGAUCAACCCAGACCAUCAGAUUAUCCGAUCUUUAUCAGAAAAGGUCAAGGCAGACAAAAACGACAAAUCUGUGAAAGACUUAGUGAUGUUGUUGUUUGAGACAUCUCUGCUGGCAUCAGGCUUUUCUCUGGAGGACAAUGUAACUCACUCAGCCAGAAUCUACAGGAUGAUCAAACUCGGAUUAGGAAUUGAUGAUGAAGAUAUAGUGCCAACAGGAGAGGCAGUGGCAGAGACUGAGGAAAUGCCACCUCUGGAAGGCGAUGAUGAUGAUGCUUCAAAGAUGGAGGAAGUUGAUUAACAACUUAAAAAAAGUAAUGUUCAACUGAAUCCUCCUCCAUAUUGUACACACUAUUAUUAAUUUGUUUCUUGUAGCCCCACCCUUCAGCAAUUUGUCAGCAUAUUACUUUCAAGAAAAGAAUUGAUAGUUCUCAUCAUUUAAUGACAAGAUCGUCGAGGUGUCCUCACAACUAUUUAAAAAUUGUUGUUCAUGUGGAUUCAUUGUGAUCGUGUUUUGUACUUGUCUGUGUCUUAAAAUUUUCAUGAAUAUAAUUGGAAGAAAAGGACAUGUGAAAAGAAAAAUGUUAAUA